This is a messenger RNA of Euleptes europaea (tarantolino), 1982 nucleotides long. It is a transcript of the gene TRIM32, whose product is annotated as tripartite motif containing 32. Gene Ontology annotation, molecular function: zinc ion binding; protein binding. The transcript has a single exon. The record is from RefSeq and is a predicted model, not a curated record. Bases 34 to 1980 code for a protein of 648 amino acids. NCBI's taxonomy places the organism in Eukaryota, Metazoa, Chordata, Lepidosauria, Squamata, Sphaerodactylidae.
AAUGCUAUUAGCCUUGCCUCAUCCGCAAGGGCCAUGGCCGCUGCCCCUCACCUCAACUCGGAUGCGCUUCGGGAAGUCCUGGAAUGCCCCAUCUGCAUGGAGUGCUUCACCGAGGAGCACCUGAGGCCGAAGCUGCUGCACUGCGGGCACACCAUUUGCAAGCAGUGCCUGGAGAAGCUCCUGGCCAACAGCAUCAACGGGAUCCGCUGCCCCUUCUGCAGCAAGAUCACUCGGAUCACGAGCCUGGCUCAGCUGACGGACAACCUGACCGUGCUGAAGAUCAUCGACACCGCCGGGCUCAACGAAACCGUGGGCCUUCUCAUGUGCAAGGUGUGCGGCCGGCGGCUCCCCAAGCACUUCUGCAAGACCUGUGGGCUGGUUUUGUGUGAGCCGUGCAAGGAGGCCGAGCAUGUGCAAAAGGGCCACGGGGUGGUCGCCAUCAAGGAGGCCGCUGACGAAAGGAGGAGGGAGUUCGGGGCCAAGCUCGGGCGGCUGCGGGAGUUGAUGGGAGACCUUCAGAAAAGGAAGAUGUGCCUGGAAGGGGUGUCCAAAGACUUGCAAGGGAGGUACAAAGGCGUUCUGCAGGAUUACAGCAAAGAGGAGCGCAAGAUCCAGGAGGAGCUGGCCCGCUCUCGCAAGUUCUUCACCGGCUCCCUCUCGGAAGUGGAGAAAGUGAAUAACCAGACCAUGGAGGAGCAGGCGUACCUGCUGAACAUCGCGGAAGUGCAGAUCGUGUCCCGGUGCGACUACUUCCUUGCUAAAAUCAAGCAGGGGGACAUCGCCCUCUUAGAGGAAGAGGGCGACGAGGAGGAGCCGGAACUGAUGAACAGCCUUCCUAAGGAGCUCACUCUGCAAGAGGUGGAGCUCCUCAAGGUAGGCCACGUCGGGCCGCUGCAAAUCGGGCAGGUGGUGAAAAAGCCGCGGAGCAUCAACGUGGAGGAAUCGCUGAUGGAGACGGCCGUGCCGGCCUCCGUAUCCUUCCGGGAGGCUGACACGCGUCGAGAAGAAGCCAGCUCGCUGCCAAAUUCUUCUUCCCCAGUCAAGCCGAGGAUGACGGAAGCAGCGGCCAGUGUACAGCAGUGCCACUUCCUCAAAAAGAUGGGCUCCAAAGGGAGCACGCCGGGGAUGUUCAACCUCCCCGUCAGCCUGCAUGUCACCCCGCAAGGGGAGGUGCUCGUGGCCGACCGUGGCAACUUCCGGAUACAAGUCUUCACCCGCAAGGGCUUCCUGAAGGAGAUCCGGCGGAGCCCCAGCGGCAUCGACAGCUUUGUGCUUAGCUUCCUCGGGGCUGACCUGCCCAACCUGACGCCCUUGUCCGUCACCAUGAACUGCCAGGGGUUGAUCGGGGUGACGGACAGCUACGACAACUCCGUCAAGGUGUACACGAUGGACGGGCACUGCAUAGCGUGCCACCGGAGUCAGCUCAGCAAGCCGUGGGGCAUCACCGCGCUGCCCUCGGGGCAGUUUGUGGUGACGGAUGUGGAAGGAGGAAAGCUUUGGUGCUUCACCGUAGACCGCUGCGUUGGGAUCGUAAAAUACAGCUGCUUGUGCAGCGCUGUCCGCCCAAAAUUUGUCACUUGUGACAUGGAAGGGACGAUUUACUUCACCCAAGGGCUGGGCCUGAACCUCGAAAACCGCCAGCACGAGCACCAUUUGGAGGGAGGGUUUUCCAUUGGCUCCGUCGGCCCGGACGGGCAGCUGGGGCGGCAGAUCAGCCACUUCUUCUCGGAGAACGAGGACUUCCGGUGCAUCGCCGGGAUGUGCGUGGACGCGCGGGGCGACCUGAUCGUAGCCGACAGCAGCCGUAAAGAAAUCCUGCAUUUCCCCAAAGGGGGCGGCUACAACAUCCUAAUCCGAGAAGGACUCACGUGCCCCGUUGGCAUCGCCAUCACGCCCAAGGGGCAGCUGUUGGUCCUGGACUGUUGGGAUCACUGCAUUAAGAUCUACAGUUACCACUUGAGGAGGUACUCCACUCCGUAGGA